AUGAAUGUGACGGAGUUGAAUACGGAGCUAUUUCCAACAACAACAAUGAUGCCGAUGACUACGGACGUGAUUCCGACAGAAGCAGGCACAGGCGUUAGACCAUGGCUGUUAGGUUUUAUUAUGGAGCGAGCAGCGGUCAAAGGCAGCUUCUGGCAGGGUUUCGUAGCGGCGCUUUCCGUGGUGAUUGUCUCAGAGCUUGGAGACAAGACUUUCUUCAUCGCAGCCAUUAUGGCGAUGAAGCAUCCCCGGAUAAUAGUGUUCGCUGGUGCUAUAUCCGCCUUGGUGUUCAUGACGAUAUUAUCAGCCGCUUUCGGCUGGGUAGCGACAGUCAUACCCAGGGUGUACACGCACUACAUAAGCGCCGCAUUGUUCGCGAUCUUCGGUUUAAAGAUGCUAAGGGACGGGUGGAAGAUGGAUCCUAAUGAGGGACAAGAAGAGCUGGAGGAGGUUCAGAGUGAGUUGAAGAGGAGAGAGGAUCAGGACGAAAAAGAAGAAACUCUCGAUAUGUUGGAGCAAGGUCAAGCAGAAAAUAGAAGGAGAAAACGUAACGCUGUGAUAAAAGUCUUAUUGCAAGCUGCUUCAUUAACUUUCCUUGCGGAAUGGGGAGACAGGUCGCAGCUGGCGACAGUUGUUUUGGCGACCAGGGAAGAUGCUGUAGGUGUAGUAGUGGGUGGAUCUCUUGGACACGCACUUUGCACUGGCCUCGCUGUGAUAGGCGGCCGUAUGGUCGCCCAAAAGAUCUCAGUAAGAACUGUAACAAUAAUCGGAGGUGUUGUGUUCCUAUUCUUCGCGGUGAGUGCAUUAAUUAUCGGUCCCGGUGAAUAG
Molecule: messenger RNA, 825 nt
Organism: Parnassius apollo (apollo)
Lineage: Eukaryota; Metazoa; Arthropoda; Insecta; Lepidoptera; Papilionidae
Source: the annotation of a GenBank genome assembly